Messenger RNA from Gigantopelta aegis, 1509 nucleotides. RefSeq names its product E3 ubiquitin-protein ligase CBL-like. NCBI's taxonomy places the organism in Eukaryota, Metazoa, Mollusca, Gastropoda, Neomphalida, Peltospiridae. Gene Ontology annotation, cellular component: membrane raft; plasma membrane. Gene Ontology annotation, biological process: cell surface receptor signaling pathway; negative regulation of epidermal growth factor-activated receptor activity. Gene Ontology annotation, molecular function: calcium ion binding; receptor tyrosine kinase binding; phosphotyrosine residue binding. The record is from RefSeq and is a predicted model, not a curated record.
AUGGCGAGAGCAGUCAAUUCUCAAGGAAAGAAAGGAUUUCUAUCCUUUUUUCAACAGUUCCAAUCCGCUCAACCUAAACCGGCUAUCGACAAGAAAACAGUUGAGAAAGCAUGGAAGUUGAUGGACAAAGUAGUCAAUUUGUGUGCCAAUCGACGAAUGAACCUCAAAAACUCACCUCCUUUCAUACUUGAUAUCCUACCAGAAACCUAUCAGCAUUUACGCAAGAUUUUCAAGAAUUAUGAAAGCAAUUUGGAAUUUUUGAAUGAAAAUGAAUACUUUAAAAUCUUUAUGGAGAACCUCAUGAACAAAUGCAAACAAACAGUGCAGCUGUUUAAAGAAGCCAAGGAGAGAAUUUAUGAUGAGACCUCAACACAUCGUCGAGCCCUUACGAAACUAAGUCUCAUUUUCAGUCAUAUGUUAGCUGAAUUAAAGGGUGUGUUUCCUGAAGGGAUCUAUGGUGGAACAACCUAUCGUGUGACCAAAUCAGAUGCUGCUGAAUUUUGGAUAACUUCAUUUGGAACGAGAGCUAUUGUCCCAUGGAGAUUAUUUCGUGCUACAUUACAUCAAGUUCAUCCGAUACACUCUCCAUUGGAGGCUGUUGCUUUAAAGUCCACAAUUGAUCUUACUGUAAAUGAUCAUAUAUCAGUCUUUGAGUUUGAUAUCUUCUCAAGACUUUUUCAACCAUGGACGUCUCUCCUUAAGAACUGGAAUGCACUAGCAGUCACUCACCCCGGCUACCAGGCUUUUCUCACAUACGAUGAAGUCAAGGCUAAAUUAGAACCUUUUCUAGACAAAUCUGGAAGUUAUAUAUUUCGUUUAAGUUGUACUCGACUGGGACAGUGGGCUAUUGGCUAUGUAACGACAGAGAGAAAUAUUUUACAGACAAUUCCACAAAAUAAAUCACUUUGUCAAGCUUUGGUAGAUGGAGCUAGAGAGCGAUUUUACCUGUAUCCUAAUGGUGAGGAUUACAAUCCUGACUUACAUGAAAUCCUUUCACCAACACCUGAUAAACAUAUACAGGUUAGUCAGGAGCAAUAUGAAAUAUAUUGUGAAAUGGGUUCAACAUUUCAAAUGUGCAAAAUAUGUGCCGAAAAUGACAAAGAUGUCAAACUAGAACCUUGUGGUCAUCUCAUAUGUCACGCUUGUCUUCAAAGUUGGUUAGAAUCUGGACGAUCUGAUUGUCCAUUCUGUCGGGAAGACAUCAAAGACUCUGAGGCUGUAGUAGUUGAUCCUUUUAGUUCAAAUCGUCAUAGUAAACCUGAUGUCCAUAUACCUAAAGAAGAACCUUCUUACUCUAUGGCUACAGGUAUUAUUAAUGGAUUGACAACUGAUCAGGCUCCGCCUAAAACAGAAGAAGAAGAGUUUGAAGUGAUAGUCCCCUACGAUUUUCCUACAGCUCUACAAAAUCAUCCUAAACCUGGUCAUAGAAGGCAACCAUCAGACACUCCUAAAGAAGACACUACAGAACGUCUAACUAACAUGUCGAUGAGCCUCCUAUGGAACUAUUGA